Messenger RNA from Penicillium daleae, 1632 nucleotides. RefSeq names its product Hsp70 family protein. NCBI's taxonomy places the organism in Eukaryota, Fungi, Ascomycota, Eurotiomycetes, Eurotiales, Aspergillaceae. The transcript is spliced from 12 exons. Bases 1 to 1632 code for a protein of 543 amino acids. The record is from RefSeq and is a predicted model, not a curated record.
AUGGGGCCCGAAGGAAUGCCGAGGAUCGUGAUUGGGAUAGACUUUGGAACAACCUUCAGUGGUGUGGCUUGGGGCCUCGAGAACGGUCUCGAUGAUCUUGAAGUUAUCCAAACAUGGCCGGGGGGUGGAAACAAUACAUCGCAGAAAGUUCCCACUGUAUUCCAUUAUCGCAACGGAAAGAUUCGAUGGGGCUAUCAAGUCGACGAACCCUGGAAAUCGAUCAAUGGGGUCAAACUUCUACUCGAUGAAAAUCCAACGUACCGCUACAGUCCGUCAAAGGAUGCUGAAACACCUUUGAAAGCCAUGAAAAAGUCCGUAAUCACUGCAUCUGGUGAGUAUGUAGGGAUGCUGGUGGCCCAUGUGAAAAAUAUCCUCAAGAAUCGAUUCGGGAGUGCACUACAGGCAAUGAACCUUGAAUUCGUGAUGACGGUUCCGGCUGUAUGGUCAGAUAAGGCAAAAGAUGCCACAAUUCAAGCAGCAUGCCUGGGAAACAUACCAAAAAACAACUUGUUUCUAGUUUCAGAGCCCGAGGCAGCGGCUGUCUAUGCAAUUCGGACAAUCCAGCCGAACACUAUCGCUGAGGGCGAUUGCGUCAUCGCGUGUGACGCUGGAGGAGGGACUGUGGACCUUAUCACAUACCGUAUCAAUCAAACAGAGCCCUUGAGACUGGGAGAAAUAACAGAGGGAACCGGGGCGAUUUGUGGCUCUGUGAUUCUGGAUCAACGAUUUGAAGAAUUUCUGUCCAGCAGGAUAGGAGAGGAAACAUACAAACGGCUGCCUCACACAGCACGAAGCUUUGCACUAAAGCAUUGGCAGGAUUAUAUCAAACCUAACUAUCAAGGAACUCUAGACUCUGAAGAUUUUGCUGAUGUGGGCUAUUGCGUUCCAAUUCCGGGAAUUCCGGAUAUUCCAAACAUAAACCUGGAAGGCGGCUUUCUCCACAUGGACAGCAAUGAUGUGGAGGGCAUUUUCCACCCGAUCAUACAAAAAAUCGAGGAUUUAGCAAUUGUUCUCGUUGGAGGCCUUGGCGCAUCUGAGUGUCUCUUCAAGCGAUUGCAAGAGGCGUCUACGGGUGUUCAAGUUAUGCAACCACAGAACGCGUGGUCUGCAGUGGUCCGUGGAGCGGUUUAUCGAGGCUUGGACGGGAAUCAGGUAGACAAUAGGAAGGCCAGAUGCCACUACGGUGUAUCAUGUGUCAAAAUCUACAAUGAGAAGAUACACGGCUCGGAACAGAAGCCUGUGUGGUGUGAGCUGGAGGAAGCUUGGAAGGUUUAUGACCAAAUGAAUUGGUAUAUCAACAAGGGAGAUUCAAUUGCAGAGGACCAGCCGAUAAAACUCGAGUUUUACCGUGCUGUUCCCACCCAUAGCCGCCUGCUUUUCACGGACAAGCUGCAAUUCUGCCUAGCAGAACGGGCGCCAAAAACGGUGAACACCACUGUGUCCAAACUUUGUGAGCUAGAGGCCGAUCUAAGCGAGAUACCGAAAGACCUGUUUGAAAUACAUCAUAACUCCAAGGGCAAAGCGUACUACAGAAUCGAUUACCAAUUGGUUUUGACUCCCACAUCCGCAUCGUUGCUCUUUGAUUUAGAGUUCAAUGGGAUAUCCUACGGAACUGUGAGAUCACGAUACUAG